Molecule: messenger RNA, 3818 nt
Organism: Oncorhynchus mykiss (rainbow trout)
Lineage: Eukaryota; Metazoa; Chordata; Actinopteri; Salmoniformes; Salmonidae
Source: RefSeq, a predicted model, not a curated record
CAUGUGUAUAUAUACCUGUCUUUCAUGUGUUCUCCUUUGACCAAUUGACAUCUUGUAUUUACUGUUGUUUAGGCUGGUUGAAUGAGUUGCCUAUGAAAGCUACUUCAUCUGUAAGAAAACAGGCGGCUGCACCAGUGACUGGGUCAGUUCUCUAAAAUGAGUCUCUCUGGGGAGAGAGAUGAGGGGGACCCUGCCUCAAAAAUGAGACUCUCUGGGGAGAGAGAGGGAGGACCUGACACCAAAGCUAAGAGCCCAAUCAAGCAGGAGAGACCAGCCUCCCCUGUUCCCAGCUGUGUGUCCGUGAAGAGUAACCAGUCUAUGUGUCAACCUAUACAGUUUAGAAAGGGAGACUUUUCUACUGAACAAAGGGGUCAGUUCUCUAAAAUGAGUCUCUCUGGGGAGAGAGAUGAAGGGGACCCUGCCUCAAAAAUGAGACUCUCUGGGGAGAGAGAGGAGGGGGACCCUGCCUCAAAAAUGAGACUCUCUGGGGAGAGAGAGGGAGGACCUGACACCAAAGCUAAGAGACCAAUCAAGCAGGAGAGACCAGCCUCCCCUGUUCCCAGCUGUGUGUCCAUGAAGAGUGACCAGUCUAUGGAACCUCCUAUGAAGUUUAGAGAGGGAGACUUUUCUACUGAACAAAGAAACCAACAGGAGAGAUCAGAGUCAGAGAUUCUCAGUGGUCAGUCUUCCCAGAGUCAUCAAACAGACCUGGCCUCCAUAUUCAGUGUAUGUGGUCCUGUUAUGUACAUUUGUUUUUGUUUACCUCAAGUAAAGUUGAUCUGUCAAUCAUUCAUUAAUGUGUUAAUGAGAAAGCAUUUAUUCUCUUGCUUAACUUAUUUACUUUAUUUAUUUCAGUUGCUUGAAGAGAAAAUUAUGACAUUUGUGAAGAACGAGCUGAAGAUGUUCAAGGGGAUUCUUAGUCCAGAACUCCCAGAAGGCUUUGAGAGUCAGAAGCAGGAUAAGGAAGUGGUGGAUGCUGAAGAUGAGCAGCAGGAGAGCAGUGCCAGAGAGGGGGCUCUGAAGAUCACACUGCACAUCCUGAGGAAAAUGAACCAGAAGGAGCUUGCUGACACACUGGAGAAAUAUUCAGAUGAGCUCGCUGUGAUUUGCCAACGUGAACUCAAAUCUAAUCUAAAGAAGAAGUUUCAAUGUGUAUUUGAGGGGAUCGCUAAACAAGGAAACCCAACAUUUCUCAAUAAGAUCUACACAGAGCUCUACAUCACAGAGGGUGGAACAGGAGAGGUCAAUAAUGAACAUGAGCUGAGACAGAUUGAGACAACAACCAGGAAACAAGCAAGACCAGAGACUGCAAUCAAAUGUAACGACAUCUUCAAACCCUUAACUGGACAAGACAAACCUAUCAGAACUGUGCUGACAAAGGGAGUCGCUGGCAUUGGAAAAACAGUCUCUGUGCAGAAGUUCAUUCUGGACUGGGCUGAAGGAAAAGCAAAUCAGGAUGUCCAAUUUGUAUUUUCAUUUCCUUUCCGGGAGCUGAAUUUGAUGAAAGAGGACAAACACACUUUCAUUGAACUUCUUAAUCACUUCUCAAUGGAAACCAAACAAUCAGGAAUCUCCAUCUACAACAAGUUCAAAGUUCUGUUCAUCUUUGAUGGUCUGGAUGAGUGCCGACUCCCCCUAGACUUCCAGAAGAACAAGAUCUGUUGGGACGUCACAGAGUCAACCUCAGUGGAUGUUCUGCUGACAAAUCUCAUCAAGGGAAAUCUGCUUCCCUCUGCUCUCCUCUGGAUAACUACCCGACCUGCAGCAGCCAAUAAGAUCCCUUCAAGGUGUAUUGACCAGGUGACAGAGGUACGAGGGUUCAAUGACCCACAGAAGGAGGAGUACUUCAGGAAGAGAUUCAGUGAUGAGGACCUGGCCAGCAGAAUCAUCUCACACAUAAAGACAUCAAGGAGCCUCCACAUCAUGUGCCACAUUCCAGUCUUCUGUUGGAUUUCUGCAACAGUCCUUGAACACAUGCUGAAACAUAAGAGAGAAGAGAUGCCCAAGACUCUGACUGAGAUGUACACACACCUUGUGGAGUUUCAUACCAAACAGAAGAAUGAAAAGUAUCUUGGGAAAGAAGAGACAGGUCCACACUGGAAUAAAGAGAGCAUUCUGUCACUGGGAAAACUGGCUUUUCAACAGCUUGUGAAGGGCAAUCUGAUUUUCUAUGAAGAAGACCUGAAAGAGGCUGGCAUUGAUGUUAAUGAAGCCUCAGUGUACUCAGGAUUGUGCACACAGCUCUUUAAAGAGGAAUGUGUGCUGUACCAGGACAAGGUGUACUGCUUCGUACAUCUAAGCAUUCAGGAGUUUCUGGCUGCUGUAUAUGUGUUUCUCUCAUUCAACAACAACAAUGAGAAUCUAAUGGACAAACUGCAAACAAACGACGAGCCUGAAGUUACUUUCUACAAGAGUGCUGUGGAUAAAGCCUUACAAAGUGAGACAGGAAACCUGGACCUUUUCCUCCGCUUCCUUCUGGGCCUCUCACUGGAGUCCAAUCAGAAGCACUUACGAGGUCUACUGACAAAGACAAGAAGCAGCUCACAGAGCCACGAAGAAACAGUCAAGUACAUCAAGGAGAAGAUCAGGGAGAAUCCCUCUCCAGAGAGGAGCAUCAAUCUGUUCCACUGUCUGAAUGAACUGAAUGACCAUUCUCUAGUGGAGGAGAUCCAAAGCUUCCUGAGAUCAGGAAGUCUCUCAAAACCCAACCUGUCACCUGCACAGUGGUCAGCUCUGGUCUUUGUGUUGCUGACUUCAGAAAAGGAGCUGGAUGUGUUUGACCUGAAGAAAUACUCCAGAUCAGAGGAAGGUCUUCUGAGGCUGCUGCCAGUGGUCAAAGCCUCCAGAGCUGUUCUGCUGUCAGGCUGUGGAGUCACAGAUGAAGGCUGUGCUUCUCUGGUCUCAGCUCUGGAGUCAAACCCCUCACACCUGAGAGAACUGGAUCUGAGUAACAAUGACCUGAAGGAUUCAGGAGUGAAGCUGCUCUCUGCUGGACUGGGGAAUCCCCACUGUAAACUGGAGACUCUGAGGCUGUCAGGCUGUCUAGUCACAGAGGAAGGCUGUGCUUCUCUGGUCUCAGCUCUGAGGUCAAACCCCUCACACCUGAGAGAGCUGGAUCUGAGCUACAAUCACCCAGGAGACUCAGGAGUCAGACUGCUCUCUGCUGGACUGGAGGAUCCACACUGCAGACUGGAGAAACUCAAUGUGGAACAUGGUGGAGAGAACAGAAUGAAACCUGGGAUUAGAAAAUAUGUCUGUGAUCUCACACUGGACCCAAACACAGUAAACAGACUCCUCUCUCUGUCUGAGGAGAACAGAAAGGUGACAUGUGGGAGAGAGGAGCAGCUGUAUCCUGAUCACCCAGAGAGACUUGAGGACUGUAGACAGGUGCUGUGUAGAGAGGGUCUGACUGGGCGCUGUUACUGGGAGGUAGACUGGAGUGGGGGGGCUGUUAUAGGAGUGACAUAUAAAGGAAUCAACAGGAGAGGAGGGGCUAAUGACUGUUGUUUUGGAUGCAAUGACAAGUCCUGGAGUCUGAUCUGCUCUGACAACAGUUACUAUGCCUGGCACAAUAGUAAUCCCACUACCAUAGACGUCCCCUCCUCCAGCUCCCACAGAGUAGGAGUGUAUCUGGACUGGCCAGCCGGCACUCUGUCCUUCUAUAGAGCCUCCUCUGACACACUGACCCACCUGAUCACAUUCACCUCCACAUUCACUGAGCCCCUCUAUCCAGGGUUUUGGGUUUGGGAUGAUGGUGAAUCAGUGUCCCUCUGUCAGUGACACACACACACACACACACACACACACACACACACACA